GCCGAGAUUUCAGUCAACAAAAGCCUUGUCAUUUCCUUCAAUCCCUUCUAGAAAGUGAUAAUAGUUGUUGGAGAACUCCGAUUCGAGAAGGCAAGAUGGUCACGGCUGCAGCGGAGGAAGAGGCACCCUACGCCAUUUUCUUGGGAUGUUUGGGGGCUGCGAUCGCGAUUAUUUUCACAACCCUUGGAGCUUCUUACGGAACAGCAGUGUCCGGGGUUGGAAUUGCCAGUAUGGCCGUGAAUCGGCCCGAAAUGAUCAUGAAGUCCAUUAUACCCGUCGUGAUGGCCGGGAUCAUUGCGAUCUACGGCCUGGUGGUUGCCGUCCUGAUAGCCGGAUCGAUCGGCGACGAGUACACGGUGCAGACGAGCUAUGCGCAUUUGGGAGCCGGUUUGUCCGUGGGACUGCCUGGACUUACGGCCGGAAUAGCCAUUGGAAUCGCCGGGGACGCCGGAGUCCGGGGCACCGCCGAGCAGCCCCGCCUCUUCGUGGGCAUGAUCCUGAUCCUGAUCUUCGCCGAGGUGCUGGCCCUGUACGGCCUCAUCGUGGCCAUCUACUUGUACACCAAACUUUAGGGUGAUUAAAUUGUUUUUGCCACAUUGCCAUCACUCAACCGCUCAAAAAAUCACCGAUUUCUAAGUUUAAUUUUUAAUAUCGAAUAAUGCAACUAACUCAUUAUAACUUAACUAAAUUUCGGGGAAUUUCAAAAAUAAAGAUUUACUAUUGA
Messenger RNA from Drosophila biarmipes, 724 nucleotides. RefSeq names its product V-type proton ATPase 16 kDa proteolipid subunit c (gene Vha16-2). Gene Ontology annotation, molecular function: proton-transporting ATPase activity, rotational mechanism. Bases 96 to 572 code for a protein of 158 amino acids. Gene Ontology annotation, biological process: proton transmembrane transport. NCBI's taxonomy places the organism in Eukaryota, Metazoa, Arthropoda, Insecta, Diptera, Drosophilidae. The record is from RefSeq and is a predicted model, not a curated record. The transcript has a single exon. Gene Ontology annotation, cellular component: proton-transporting V-type ATPase, V0 domain.